Messenger RNA from Torulaspora globosa, 1731 nucleotides. RefSeq names its product Gly-Xaa carboxypeptidase (gene CPS1). The transcript has a single exon. The record is from RefSeq and is a predicted model, not a curated record. Gene Ontology annotation, cellular component: fungal-type vacuole lumen. The coding region runs from base 1 to 1731 and encodes 576 amino acids. NCBI's taxonomy places the organism in Eukaryota, Fungi, Ascomycota, Saccharomycetes, Saccharomycetales, Saccharomycetaceae. Gene Ontology annotation, molecular function: metallocarboxypeptidase activity.
AUGGCGAUGAGAUUGCAGGACGGGAGCAAGUCGCUGGGACCGAAAGGCGGUCGCUCUCCUUUGAGAAGACACUUGCAUGGGUUGCUAACGGUGGGACUCGCCCUUGCUGGGACAGCACUGUAUGUGGUCAGUCAGCGUUCAUCCAGGGAGGGUGUGAUUUUGAGUGGCAAGGAAGUGUCUAGGUGCGGGAAAAUCGAGCCAAUUGUGCCUAGCUUCAAGAAGUCGGUGGAUUUGAUCCUGCACGAUGCAGAAUUCAAGCGGUCUUCUGUGGAAAAGCUGUCCAAGGCUAUCCAGAUCCCGACGGAAAUCUGGGACGUGAACCCGGAGCCGGCAGACGACCCUGAAUGGUACGCUCAUUUCUACGAGUUCCACAGGUUCCUGGAGCAGACGUUUCCGCUGGUUCACGAGAGGCUCACGCGCGAGAAGGUGAACGAGCUGGGCUUACUGUACACCUGGGAGGGCUCGGAGCCCGAGCUGAAGCCGGUGUUGUUUAUGGCGCACCAGGAUGUGGUUCCGGUGAACAAGGAGACGUGGGAUGACUGGGAGUACCCACCAUUCUCGGGACAUUACGAUGAAAAGAGCGACCUGGUUUGGGGCAGAGGCUCGAACGACUGUAAGAACCUGCUGAUCGCAGAACUCGAGGCCAUUGAACAGCUUUUGCUCGACGGCUACCAGCCGAAGAGGUCUGUGAUUUUGUCGUUCGGUUUUGAUGAAGAAUCGAGCGGUCCCCUCGGAGCCAGGCAUCUGGCUGCUUUCCUCGAGGACAGAUACGGUAGGGAUGGGAUCUUUUCGAUCAUCGACGAAGGGUUUGGAGUACUGCCCAUCGACGAGGGGCUCUUUGUGGCCUCCCCCAUCACGGCUGAAAAGGGAUACGUCGAUGUCGUGGUGACGGUCAAUGGGAAGGGCGGCCACUCUUCGGUACCACCAGACCAUACUACUAUCGGCGUCGCAUCAGACCUGAUUACUGUUCUCGAAGACAAUCCUUUCGGCCCAGAUUUCGAGCUCGACAACCCACUCUUCAGUUUGCUGACAUGUGCAGCCGAGCAUUCAAAGAGGCUCCCCAAAGAUUUGAGGAAGCACAUCUUGAGGGCGCCAAAGAACAAGGCAAGUCGGAAAAUGUUGGAGAAGUUUUUGUCCAGCGAUGUUAGGUUCCGUGAUUUAAUCCGAACCACCAGAGCUGUAGACGUUUUCAACGGUGGUAUCAAAGCCAACGCUCUGCCUGAGGUUUCCACCUUCGUGGUCAACCACAGAAUAGACAUCCACUCGUCUGUGGAAGAAACAGUCGCCGCAGAUGCGUACUUUGCUGAGAAAAUUGCAAAGAAAUAUGGUUACGGUUUCGCUCGCAACGGAGAGUUCUCGAUUCCAGAAACUGAGCUUGGUUACAUUGACGUAAAGGUCGCCAAGGCUUUGGAACCGGCUCCAGUUUCUCCAACUUCGGGUGCCGCUUGGGACAUCCUCGCCGGUACCAUCCAGGAUGUGUUCGAAAAUGGGGUUUUCGCCGGCCGCGACGACGCUGAGUUGUACGUUUCAACAACUUUGAUGCCAGCAAAUACUGAUACCAGGUAUUACUGGAAUUUAACGAAGAACAUCUACAGGUUCGUCGCUUCGAUCCUUGAUGCAAGUACUUUCGAGACUAUCCAUUCUGUGAAUGAGAGUAUCAAAGCUAGCAGCCAUCUGUCUGCUAUUGCAUUCAUUUACGAGUACAUUGUGAACGUUGAUGAAAAUGCUUAG